Cuscuta campestris is the source of this 1295-nucleotide messenger RNA. NCBI's taxonomy places the organism in Eukaryota, Viridiplantae, Streptophyta, Magnoliopsida, Solanales, Convolvulaceae. The record is from the annotation of a GenBank genome assembly.
CGCAUGUUGGGGUGUUACAUUUUGGUAUCGGAGCACAUGGUUUUAAAAACAACCUCUAGAUCAUACAUAAGCGAUUUCCAAAAGCUCCACCACAUCUCUUGAGACCCAUCUACCCCGGGAAGAAUGAGUCAAGCAUCGACCCAUGAACAUGACAACACGCAACACGUUGGAUACGAGCACAUCGACGGCCAUACUAAAGAUUCUAGAUUCGCUCCUAAUCAGGACGCCGUACAGCUGAACAUUCCCCUGAAUGCGGGAAACAAUCAGAACAUUGGGAACAAGCCCGACUUUGUCAUGCGUGCCUUUAUGGAAAACUUCUUGCAGCAGAUGGCGAAUGCACCAAUGUUUCAGCCACUGCCUUCGCCACCACCCUGUCAGAUCACCUUCAAAAUCCUGAAGGACAAUGGAGCGGAGGAGUUCUUGGGGGACAGAAUCAGGAGGGGGAGAAGUGCCAGGAAGACUCUGGGCUGCAAUGGAUCCCACGCCCGUCCACUUGGACAUGGGGCGGUUCACGGGACCCCUGUGAACCGGUGGCCCGGCCAAUGGGAUGGGUCCCACUGCCUUGGGGAUGGAAACCCAGAGAGCCGGUGGGCUGGGAUGGCCGUUCUUGAGGAGAAGACAGGUCUCCUCAAGGGCCAGAGUGCGAGGAGGAAAAGUGUGGGAAGGGAACUUGUCUUCCUUCUUUCUCCACACGUUAGGAAAAGGGAGAUCCUCCGGAGCCAUGACCACGAAGAAACGGCGAAACGAAUCAUCGAUUUUGUCGACCGGGCUCUCCAAGAAUUGCAUGUCCGUCCAGGCCGUGAAGCUCACAAAGCCCCUGCCCGCUUCACGAUCGUAUUUGUGGGGGCGGAAAAAAGAGAGGAAAAGCUCCAAGCUAGGCUGGAUGCCCUUCUUAUGGCAUCGGGCAAGGAAGCAAUAGAUGGACUCGUGAGAGUUGGAGGAGAUUUGACUGGGAGGAAUAGAAUACCGGUUGCAAAUCUCCACCAAGAAAGGGUGGAUGGGAAAGCGCCAUCCCAUCUUGACGGAGUCGUAGUGGACGAUCAAGCGAAAAGGUGUAUUGUGGUUGAAUUCCAAGGUGGUCCCGUCGGCGGGACAAACUUGAUAGUCGAGGGGAAUCAGUGCCCUCAUCUCCCUCAUUUGAGCGUCGGUGAUGGAGGAGACACUUUCAUCCUCCGACUUCUUGCCACCGUUGAAGAAUUUGGAAGCCUUGGUGAUGGCUUUCUUCAUUUUGCAGAGAGUGAGGAGAAGGAUGGAAGAAGGCCGAAAUAGGGAAAGAUUAAAGAUGAAAGCAAAAG